Nannizzia gypsea CBS 118893 is the source of this 999-nucleotide messenger RNA. RefSeq names its product chitin synthase export chaperone. The transcript is spliced from 3 exons. The record is from RefSeq and is a predicted model, not a curated record. Gene Ontology annotation, cellular component: endoplasmic reticulum membrane. Lineage: Eukaryota; Fungi; Ascomycota; Eurotiomycetes; Onygenales; Arthrodermataceae. Gene Ontology annotation, biological process: protein folding. The coding region runs from base 1 to 999 and encodes 332 amino acids.
AUGGGGUUCGGAGACUUUGACUCGAUAUGCCGGAAGGCAGCGUUGCCGCUAUGCUCUCUUGUUGGACCGAAGGAGGGUUUCGCAGGGACCAGAGGAAUACUGCCGAACUGCUAUGCAAGGAGCAUUGAGGUCGCCAAUACGAUUAUUUUUCAGGGUGCGGCUGGAAUAAUACAUAUCCUGGCUUUGGGAAUGGCGAUAGUUAUGAUCAUUCAUAUUCGGUCGAAGUUUACUGCAGUUGGCAGAAAGGAAAUUAUAACGUCGUUCUACCUAUAUAUGGCUCUCACCGUCUGCUCACUUGUGCUUGAUACCGGAGUAACCCCGCCAGGAAGUCCAGCUAUGCCAUACUUUGCUGCGGUUCAGAAUGGUCUGACAUCCGCGAUGUGUACCAGUCUAUUAAUCAACGGUUUUGUUGGAUUCCAAUUAUACGAAGAUGGCACUACCCUUUCUGUGUGGCUCUUGCGAUUCUCUUCUUUGGGAAUGGGCUUAGUGUCUGGAGCGAUAUCCCUCUUGACAUUCCAGGGGUGGGCAGGUCUUUCCCCGACGAACACAGUUGCCAUGUUCGUGGUUCUCUAUGUGUUGAACGCUCUGUGUUUGGCCAUAUAUGUGGUCAUGCAGAUUAUUCUCGUCGUCAACACCCUCCAGGAUCGCUGGCCUUUGGGACACAUUACGUUUGGAGUCUUUUUCUUCGUUGCUGGACAAGUCAUCCUAUACGUGUUUAGUGAUACUCUAUGUGAAGGAGUCCAACACUACCUGGAUGGAUUGUUCUUCGUCACUUUCUGCAACCUUCUCGCCGUCAUGAUGAUAUAUAAGUACUGGGACUCUAUCACCAAGGAAGAUCUCGAGUUCUCUGUUGGUCUAAAACAGAACAACUGGGAAGUGAAAGAGCUCCUACCUGAAGAAGAGCGCCGGGCCACCCUUUAUGUCGAUAACAACUCAGAGUAUGCUGGUAGUAUGUACCACAGCCGAAGCUCAGCACACGGUGGUCAUUCAGCCUAUUAA